Molecule: messenger RNA, 978 nt
Organism: Eurypyga helias (sunbittern)
Lineage: Eukaryota; Metazoa; Chordata; Aves; Eurypygiformes; Eurypygidae
Gene: GPR171
Product: G protein-coupled receptor 171
Exons: 1
Biological process (GO): G protein-coupled receptor signaling pathway
Cellular component (GO): membrane
Molecular function (GO): G protein-coupled purinergic nucleotide receptor activity
Source: RefSeq, a predicted model, not a curated record
AUGUCAAGCAACGUUUCACAAUGCCACAUCGUUCAAGAAAUGGAACCUUUUACCUAUUUUUACUACUUGAUUUUCCUCAUGGGAUUUAUCGGAGGCUGUUUUGCACUGUGGGCAUUCACACGGGAAGAUCAGAAACACAAGUGUAUGAGCAUCUACCUAAUCAACCUCUUGACGGCGGAUUUCUUGUUGACUUUGGCGUUGCCAGUGAAGAUUAUUGUCGACCUAGGAGUCGCGUCCUGGAAACUGAGAAUCUUCCACUGUCAAGUCACAGCCUGCUUCAUCUACCUGAACAUGUAUUUAUCAAUCAUAUUCUUGGGAUUUGUGAGCAUGGACCGUUGCCUUCAGCUAAUGCACGGCUGUAAGAUCUACCGCGUUCAAGAGCCUGGAUUUGCCAAGAUGCUGUCUGCAGUCAUAUGGGUGACGGUUCUCCUCAUAACAGUGCCCAACAUGGCUAUUCCAAUAAAAACCAUCGAAGAAAGCCCUGGAGCAGGAUGCAUCGAUUUCAAAACAAAAUUCGGAAGAGACUGGCACGUGUUCACUAAUUUCAUAUGCACAGCAAUAUUCCUGAAUUUCUCGGCCGUGAUACUGAUUUCCAAUUUCCUCGUCGUUAGGCAACUCUACCGAAACAAGUACAGCGAGAGCUACGCAGCCGUGAAGAAAGCCCUCAUCAGCAUACUGCUCGUGACAGCCAGCUACCUGCUGUGCUUCGUCCCGUACCACAUCGUCCGCAUCCCCUACACCCUGAGCCAAAGCGACACCAUCACCAGCUGCUCCCUGAAACAGGCCUUCUUCAAGGCCAAGGAAUGUACCUUGCUGUUCGCAGUGUCAAACCUCUGCUUCGACCCUAUUCUGUACUACCACCUCUCCAAAUCAUUCCGACUGAAGUUUACCGAGGCCUUCGCAGCACCCAAGUAGGCGAGGGCUCUCACAGACACAGGGGCACAACGUGGAAGCGGAGCGCGGAUGCAAAGGCUGUGA